AUGAUCAAGCCAAAUGAUAUCAGCCUCAAGGAUCUAGAACCUAGGAGAUCUGACUUGAGUCGAUUAGUUGAUUCGCAUAAGAAACAGAAUUAUCAAUUUAUAAGUGGCGGUAACGGUUCUGCUAAUGACAACAGUAAAUCAAUGUUCAAUGCUUCCAGGAAUUCUGUAAUGGGCUAAUCUCCAAGUGGAUAGGAUAAGCGACUUUCUGGAAUUAGACAUCACACAAUUGAGGAUAUGCAUUUCAGUGCAAAUGAGAUAAAUUUUAUGUCUGUUCUAAGGAACAAUAAAGAUCCUAAACUUAAUGGGGGCUUCUAAAGUGAAAACAGUCUUGAGAAAGAUGCUUAAGGAAAUAAAUUCAAGAAAGGGCCUCCAUCAUUUUAUGAAAAUGAUGUGCAGAAAUUCAAAGAUAAAUUCUAAGAAAGCAUUAAAAGAAGGCUGUAACUUAAAAAGAGUUUGGGAAUCAACCAAAUGCUAGCUGAAGGUAAUUAAGGAACUAUUAUCUUAUAAAAAGGUAUUAGCCACCAAGUUAGUUAGAAGAGUAACAGACUGAGUUAGAGUGUUGUGGGUGGAAUCUUAAAAAGGGUACCAAGCAGGUAGAGCAAUACUAACUUCUGUAAUGUUGAUUUUGAUUACUAUGGCGAUACCAAGGAGAUUGCCCAUUUACUGAAGAAUAGGCAAUCUGGCUCUCCUAACUUAUGUCAAGUAUAAUUUGAGACCAACCUGAGAGCAAGCUAGCCACUUACUAAUAUCAAGCAUCUCAAGCCUUGGAAAUAUCUGCCCACUUCUAAAGUAGAAAAAUAGGACACAAUUGCUGUUAAAAAUUUUUCUACAAUUUACAGAAAUAACAGUAAUUCUGUUCAAGAUCAGGAUGAAAAAACUAGCAAUAAUUCUAAAAGCAAAAACAGCAUUGAUAAAUCUCUGAAAAAUGAUCUCAGCUAGUAUUAAUCAUCAUCUAAUGUUACAAAGUCCGGGGUAUCCAAAGAUAUCAGCAAGAUAUACAAAGAUAAAUUCAAAGAGAAGAAUGCAAACAAACUCAGACAUAUAUUCCAUGACAAGAACAUUGGAUUGGAUGAGAAAUUCUGGGAAUGCAAUCUCAGAGACUAUUAAUAAUAUACUGCUGACAAUAGGAGAUACUCUUAAAAUUGA
Messenger RNA from Stylonychia lemnae, 1146 nucleotides. NCBI's taxonomy places the organism in Eukaryota, Ciliophora, Spirotrichea, Sporadotrichida, Oxytrichidae. The record is from the annotation of a GenBank genome assembly.